AUAGCGUGUUGGUGAAGCUUUUUAUAUCAUUACAUUGUAUCCAAAGAUAUUGUAAAGAUGUUUUGAAUUUAAAUUUAGAAAAAUAUCGUAUUUGUGAACUUUUUAAACAAAGUAUAAUAGAAGAUGAAUACUCCACAAUCUAAUAAAAAAAAGAGAAAUAGAAUUGGUGUUCAUAAUGAUUGCACAAACAAUUCAAAUAAUGAAGUACUAAAUGUACAAGAAGCAACAAAGUUUGUUUUAGUAAAUCCAAUAGGUGAGGAUAGUAAUAAACCUGUUAAAAUAGAAAUAGCUGAAGCACUUCCGGUUAUAACUAUUGAAAGUAGUGAACAGGAUGAGAAAAAUUUAACUUCGAAGGAAAACUCUAAUUCUGAUAAAGAUAAAGAAGAUAAAAACACACUGAAUAGUUUACCUACUGCAAAAGUUAUAGAAAUAGAAGGAUAUGAAAGGCAACUUGGUGAAGCUGAACCUCUUCCAAAUUCUUAUGUUAGAUUUAUGGAACGGAGUGGCGAAGAGCUUGAUGUUUGUAUUGUUGUUAUAGGAGAAGUAGAAUAUGAUCUGGAUGAGGAAGAUACUGCAUGGCUAUCUAUAGUUAAUGAACGACGAAUAGCCUCAGGACUUUUACCUCCAUUAGAACCAGAUAUAUUUGAAUUAUUAAUGGAUAGAUUAGAAAAGGAAUCUUAUUUUCAACAAGAAAGUAAUGGUGGAGUUGGUAUUGCUGCUGAUGAGGAUGCAGUAUGUUGUAUAUGUAUGGAUGGAGAAUGUCAGAAUAGUAAUGCUAUUUUGUUUUGUGAUAUGUGCAAUCUUGCUGUUCAUCAAGAUUGCUAUGGUGUACCAUAUAUUCCUGAAGGACAGUGGUUGUGUAGAAGAUGUUUACAAAGUCCAUCUAGAGCCGUCGAUUGUGUGUUGUGUCCAAAUAGAGGUGGUGCUUUCAAACAGACUGAUCGUCCAGCUACAUGGGCUCAUGUAGUAUGUGCAUUGUGGAUACCAGAAGUAAGAUUUGCUAAUACAGUUUUCCUAGAACCAAUAGACAGCGUAGAAAGUAUUCCUGCAGCUCGUUGGAGACUUACUUGUUGUGUUUGUAAACGUAGAGGUGCAGGUGCAUGUAUUCAGUGUCAUAAAACUAACUGUUAUGCAGCAUUUCAUGUUACUUGUGCACAACAAGCUGGUCUUUGUAUGCGUAUGAGAACAGUACAACCUGCUAAUGGAGAACCAAUGCUAGUUCAGAAAACAGCAUAUUGUGAAACACAUACACCAGCAGAUUAUCAGCCUUCUACAAAUCCUGCUGAUGCAAGACGAAGAGCAAUUGCUAAUAAAAAGAGUUCAUCUGCACCAGUUAUAUCCAUACCCACAAUACCACCUGAACGUAUAAAAGAAAUUGCUAGUUUAGCAGAAGGUCUCCCAAAGAGAAGUCAGUUGAUUCAACGUCUUAUAGCAUACUGGACACUGAAACGUCAAUAUAGAAAUGGUGUACCUCUCCUUAGAAGAUUGCAAAGUUCACAUCCACAAUCAAGGCCUCCUCCAUUAGGAGGUAAUUGCUCGCCGUCUCCAGAUAGUGAAUUACGCGGAGAACUUUAUCGUCAACUUAAGUAUUGGCAAUGUUUACGACAGGAUUUAGAACGUGCUCGAUUGCUAUGUGAAUUAGUACGAAAACGAGAAAAGCUGAAGAAAGAAUUAUUCAAAGUGAAAGAAAAGUGCUUAUGGUUUAAAUUACGACCUUUGGAAAGUAUUUUGCUUACAUUAUUAGAAGCUAUUAAAUUAAGAGAUGUUAAUGAUGUAUUUGGUCAACCAGUUAAUACUAAAGAAGUUCCUGAUUAUCUUGAUAUAGUUUCACAUCCAAUGGAUCUUUCUACAAUGCAGAUUAAAAUCGAGAAGCAGGAAUAUGACACUAUUGGAGCUUUUGAAACAGAUUUCAAUUUAAUGGUCAAUAACUGUUUGGCUUAUAAUCGUAAAGAUACCAUGUUUUACAAAGCAGGAUUGAAAAUGAAAGAGCAAGGUGGUUUGCUCAUAGAACAAGCUUGUAAAGAUUAUCCAGAACUUAAUACUCUUUGUCAAACAGAACAAAGUGCUUCGAAAUCUAGAAAAAGAGAAAGAUCUAAUCGUAAUCGCAAUGAAACGGAAUUAAAUACAGGAGAAAAAGAAGUUGGUGCAGGUGGUGUCAAUCGAAGAACAGCUGUACUGUUUACCCGUAAAGCCAAAGCACGUGCUAGCAGAAGUGGACAAAUGUUCCUUCCAGAAAAUAAUCAGAAGAAACAAAGUGACAGUUUCAAAGUGUAUAGAAGCGGAACAAUGGACAGUGAUGCCGGUGAAGGAGAGAGUCAAUCAUCAAGUUGUAGUAGUUGUUCAACAAGCAGAUCUGCUACACCAGAUCCAGAAGAAGAAAAACAGAGAUUAAAUACACAUGAAGCCAAUAAAGAAACUAAUGAAAAAUCAGGAAAUAGUGGAAAGUUAGAAGCUUUACAGCUUGUAUGGGCUAAAUGUCGUGGAUAUCCUUGGUAUCCAGCUUUGAUUAUAGACCCUAAUACACCUCGUGGUACCAUACAUAAAGGUGUACCUAUUCCAGCCCCUCCUGAUGAUGUAUUGGUACUAGCUAAUAAUUACAAAGAACCAGUUUUCCUUGUUCUUUUCUUCGAUACGAAACGUACAUGGCAAUGGCUACCAGGCGAAAAACUAGAAAAAUUGGGUGUAUCCCAAGAACUUGAUGAAUCUAAACUAAUAGAGUCGCGUAAACCUGCUGAUAGGAAAGCAGUAAAAAAGGCCUAUCAAGAAGCUUUGCAUUACCGAAAACAGACACAUAAUACUACGUUAAACGCAGGAUCAAACAUCUAAUUCAUGCAUCUUACAUAGUUUUGCAAUUUAUAGUUAUUUCAAUUUGUUAUAUAGUUAGUUCAAUUCACUCUGUAAUACAUUGAUUAUGACUCAUUCUUAAAAAAUACCUUUAAUGAUUAUAUAAUUUUAUAAGUAUAUAUAUAUGUGUAUAUAUAUAUGUGUAUAUAUAUAUGUAUAUAUAUAUAUAUAUAUAUAUAUAUAUAUGUGUGUAUAUGUAUAUAUAUAUGUGUGUAUGUAUAUGUAUAUUUAUGCUUUCUGGCUUAAAUAUAUUUCAUUCGUUUUUAUAUUUUAUUUGAUAUUUACAUAUAAGAUUAAUAAAAUGAAACAUAUAAUUUAUGUAACAAUAUUCAAUUUUGUUGGACGAAUUUAGCAAGUUCAUUAGCAUACAUGUCCAGUCGUUGGGUCAUCUAAAAAAAUAUAUUAAGUAUUAAUUCUUUAUAAAUGAUUUAUACUCAUUGAACAUUACAUAUAUUCGACAUUUUUGAUGUAGUUCGUAUAUGGAAAUAUUUGUACUUAUUUUUAAAAAAAAAAAAAGAAAAAAGGAAAAAAAAUUAAAAUAAAAUAAAAAAAAAACUUACUCUAAAUCCCCAUAUAUCUUUUGCUUGUCUGCAAAGAUUAAGAUCCAAAUCUGCAAUAAGUAUUCCAUCAUUAGAUCUACUUAAACCUGGGGUCCGUGUGCCAUCAGGUGCAGUAAUAUAAGAGGAACCAUAAAACUGCCCAAAAUCAUUAUGAGAUGGCUUCCCAUCACCCGACGUAAAUUUAUUGGGAAAUAUUUCAGUCCCAACUCUAUUGAUGGCACACGUAAAAUAAUUAUUAGCAAUUGCAGCACAUCUUGCUUCUAUAGGCCAUAAAGGUUCAGAUAAAUUACCAACAGUGGCUGAUGGAUUGAAGACAAUCUAAACAUAAUUUAAAUUCGUUUAGUUUAAAUUCCAGAAAGAAGAAAAUUACAAUAUAUUUACCUCUGCUCCAUUUAAUCCAAACAUAAGCCAGUUUAAAGGAUGAUGACGUCCAUAACAUAUAUUAACAGCAAUGCGUCCAUAACAAGUAUCAAAAACAGGAUGUCCUGUAUUUCCUUCCAUAUAAUACGUAGAUUCAUUGAAAUCUCCAACACGUGGUAUAUGAUUUUUUCGAUGUUUACCAAUAAUUUUACCAUCUAUAUUAAUAAUAACAGAUGUAUUCCACAAAGUAUCUCCAUUAGCACUAUCUCUUUCCAAAAUUGGAGAAAUAAUAAUCAUAUUAUGUUCUUUUGCUAAUUUUGAUAAUAAUAAAUUUGUUGGCCCAUUUUCAGCAUCCUCAGCGAAUUCGCACCAUGGAUAUCUUUCUCUUGUACAAAAUACAAAUGGCAUAGCUAUAAUACAAUUAUCAUUUUAUAAAAAUUAUUAUGAUGUAAAUUUUUAUCUCAUAUAUAUAUAUAUAUAAACAUACGCCAAGCUUCUUGUAGACAAAUUAUAUUAACUUUGCAAGUAGCUGCAUAAUCAAUAUAUUCUUUUAUUUUAUUAUGUA
Molecule: messenger RNA, 4329 nt
Organism: Vespa velutina
Lineage: Eukaryota; Metazoa; Arthropoda; Insecta; Hymenoptera; Vespidae
Gene: Br140
Product: peregrin-like
Exons: 8
Coding region: 124-2826 (900 amino acids)
Biological process (GO): regulation of transcription by RNA polymerase II
Cellular component (GO): MOZ/MORF histone acetyltransferase complex
Molecular function (GO): protein binding
Source: RefSeq, a predicted model, not a curated record